This is a messenger RNA of Symbiodinium sp. CCMP2456, 1764 nucleotides long. The record is from the annotation of a GenBank genome assembly. Lineage: Eukaryota; Dinophyceae; Suessiales; Symbiodiniaceae.
AUGGGUACUGUUACUAGCAAACCUGACGCCAUGGCCCCUGGGACUACUCCUCACCUACGAGCUUUCCAAAUGUUGGUCGUGAAAAUCUCCGAUGUUUUAAACAUGGCUAGUGUCAUGGUUUAUGAGGAGUUGCAGAAGGCAUCACUGCUGCAUGCACACCAACUGGGAUGGUUUACAGUUUUUGUCUCGCACCAGUGGCUGGGCUUACAUCAUCCAGAUCGCGCUGCAGCUCAAUUCAAGGUGUUGCAGAACGCUCUGCAGGGUGCGAUUGACGGGAGUGUGAAAGUGCAGUCUGACACAGUCACAGAGUUCAUGAAAGCCUAUCGCUUUUUGUCGCCCAGGGAGCGCAAUCUGUUGCGUGACGGCUACAUGUGGAUGGACUGGUUCUGUAUCCCACAGGACCCGGCCUGCAGAGAUCAACUGAACCUGGCGGUGGAGUCCAUCCCCUCCUACAUCGACUGCUGUGAGCUUUUCGUGGUCCUCGUCCCACCUUUACGUCAUGAGACAGGCCGGCUUUGCAAUUUUGAGUCCUGGCUUCAGCGAGGCUGGUGUCGGGCAGAGCUCUGGUGCAAUCGACUGUGUACCAACGCCAACUUGGGCGUGAUCGUCGUGCAAGGUGCCGCUGAUGCUACAUUCUUGGCCCCCCAAGAUUGGAUUCACCGGCCAGUUCACACGGGAGACUUCACUGUCGACUCUGACCGGCAAAAGGUGAUGCGGAUGCUUCGCGAGGCUAUGGACGUGUAUAUUACUCACCUCCGCCAGUGCAAGAUGCAUGACCUCUUGCGGUUCUACACCGCAAGGUACCACGACCUACUAGGUCUUCCACGUGCCGAGCGGUCUCCGGAGGAGUUUCUCGCAUCUUUCGGCUUCAGGACUAUGGAAGAGGCGAUCAAGUCUGCAGGUAUGACGGCCUUGGGUUGCGCAGCCAUGGCUGGUGACAGAUCCAUAGUUCGCAUGCUGCUAGAGGCCAAAGCGCAGCUGUCAAAGAGACACCCGAAUCUGCAGGAAGUGGACCAAUUUCCAGGUCAGACUCCCCUUCAUUUUGCCGUGCUCCGCGGCAUCGGAUCCGCCGAUGUGAUCACGGAACUCCUUCGAUCGCGAGCUGACCCAAACGUCACCUGCAGCAUUGGCAUGCCUGUGAUGUCCAAUUGCAAAGAUCCUGAAACUGUCGAACUCCUUGUGAGCCACCGGGCCGAUGUGAACCAUCGAAGUGGACUGAUUCGCAACACUGCACUGGCGGUGUGCUGUUGUAAGCUGGCGCCUGUGCCAGUGGUGGCCAAACUGCUCGAGUUGAGAGCGGAUCCGAACCUGAGCCAAGGAGGAGAGUCGACUACGCCGUUGAUGGCUAUGUCCAUCUACACAAAAGGUCAGUCACAAUAUGCGGUGGAAGUUGCCGGCCUUCUUGUUCGCGCUCGUGCGGAUGUAAAUCAAGCACAGCGUGCUUCAGGAGUGUGGCGUUUCGCGGAGUUGAUUUGUCGGGCAUCCCAGUGUCUUGGAAAAGACUCUGCGCUGGUCCGCUAUUUUGCAGAGAACAGCUCAACACCCCUGGGCAUCGCUGGCUACUAUGCGAACGAGCCCAUGGUCUCGUUUUUGCUUUCGGCCCGAGCCGAUGUGAAUCAUCGGAACCACCGGGGUCACACCCCACUGAUGCUGGCGGCGAAGGGACAUACUAGCCACCUCUUUGUUCCAGAGCCAUCAUCCUCCGAAAAGGAGCAGGGUCUGGCUAGCACUGAAGAUGAGGAGAUGUUCUCAAGGACUUUUUAA